Ectocarpus sp. CCAP 1310/34 is the source of this 1972-nucleotide messenger RNA. NCBI's taxonomy places the organism in Eukaryota, Phaeophyceae, Ectocarpales, Ectocarpaceae. The record is from the annotation of a GenBank genome assembly.
GGUGCUGUCUUCCCCCGUUCUCUGCGAAACAAACCAACGCCGAAGGCAGCCGCCCAUACCCUGUACUUCACGACUGCUGGAUCCAUCAUUUAGUGCCUACUGCUUCUGCUGCUGUCAACUCCCACGGAGAGAGAUGCGAAGAAAAGGCUAAUUUCUUGCGGAGGAUAUCAUGGCGAGGAAAGAAAUGAUAGCCUGGACAUCACCUCUCCAACCGCAGAUGCAGCAACGGCAGCAGCAACAGCCAGAGCCACCACCUUUCCCCGUAAAAAGUGGUUUUCUCAAGGGAAUGGGGAGAAUGGCUGUCGCAAACGCGAAGACGGCGCCCUCGAAACUGAGAUGUCGGAAGGUAGGUGCUCGGUGCCGGUUCGAGGGCUGCACUGGGCGUCCCUGGUUCGCACAGCCGGGCUCCCGAGUCCCAAAGGCAUGCAAGGCCCAUAAGGAAGAGGGGGAGGUCAACGUCUACGCGCCAGCCUGCGAAGCGGAUGGGUGUACGACGAGGCCGCACUACGGCGUGGACGGCGGGCGGGCGAAGUUCUGUUGCAAGCACAAGCUUGACGGGAUGGUGGAUGUGCUCAACAAACGCUGUGCGAAGAAAGGGUGCCGAAGGCAGCCGAGCUGGGCCAGAGAAAGGGCAGCUCGAGCUCUUUUCUGCAAGGAGCACAAAGAGGACGGCAUGGUGGACACAAAGCACAAGACGUGCUUACACCCGGGUUGCACACGGUUUCCCUCGAAAAGCGGUGCCGUUGCAACAACCGAGUCGCAACCCUCCGAGGAGAACACAAAAACAGCGGCGGGAGGGGCGGCAGCAACAGCGGCGGCCCACCCGGGACCAGCGAGGUACUGCGCCGCGCACGCUCCGGCGGGAGCGACGAACGUGACCGCUAACCGGUGCCGGCACCCCGGCGGCUGCUCCGUGCAGCCGUACUUUGGGCGGGAGGGAGGGGGGCAGCAGCCGGAGUUCUGCGCUCUGCACCGGAAGCCGGGGAUGACGGAUGUCCGGAACCCCAGGUGCGCCGCGGUGGGAUGUACGGCGCAACCCAGGUGCGGGCGGGAGGGGGACCCGCGCCCUUCGUUUUGCCUGCGCCACGCAGCGCCGGACAUGAUCAAUUUCAGGUCAGCAGGCUACCGAGACCGAGGAAAGGCGCCACCGCCGAAAAGGAGUAAGCUUGCGACAUCAUCUUCGGCCCCUUCGCGGUAAAACGUUUUACGGGGAUGGGUGGCCUCGAGUAUGGGGAAGAGAGAUCUUGACCUGGCACGGCGAAUGGCGGAGGGGGUAGGGAGAACAGUAGUAUACCUUGAUGACAGCAUGGCUGUGGUGUUAACGCUCCCGGCGUGAUGGCUGCACAAGCUUGGGGAAGGGAGAACAGUAGUUUACCUUGUUGAAAAACAGGGCGCAUUUGUCAUGAUUGUAAUGCCGUCGGGUUGAUGGAUGCACAAGCUUGGAGCUAGGUACGCCGUUUGGUUGGUCCGUUUCGAUUUUGUCGAGUUUUGUGCGGCGGCCGGCUGGCCGUCACUAAGCUGAGUUCAUGCUCGUGAGUAGUUUCUUUUUGCUUAUUUCGAUUUGGAAUCGUUUGAUCCAGUUUUAGCUGCCUGCCGUUUGCUUGAUGUUUUCGGGUGGAGUAACAGGCGUGCCCCGUCAUAUGUGUGCGCGUGUUUCGUUUUUGGUUGUUGUCCGUCAGUGGGCGGAGUAUGUCUUUUGCCCCUACCGAUUAUUGGGGGGAUCCCUUUGAGAGCCCCUCCGCCAUCGCGUGGAGUAUUCAAUUCUAGUGUAGCACGUGCUCAGCACCUCAGAGCUGCUUUAACCCACAGGGGUGUGUGCGUGCGAACACGUCAGCAAUGAGUCGUUCUACACAACCUUUAUUCAAUGUCGAACUGUCACCAACCACGACGCUCGGGAUGUGUUCGAUGUAUCUGGCGCAGCAAACAGGGAUAGUGGUCGUUUCCCCCCCGCGAGGUCAAUGGUUUAACGACU